AUGAAAGCAACAAUCGGAGUCCCUGCAUUUGCAAAAUUCGGCCUUCUCCCAGAGCUCUGUGAGUGCUUAGAGUUGCACGGGAUCAAACUUCCUACCCCAAUUCAGUCCCAAGUAAUCCCGUCAAUGCUUAAGUUUACAGAUCAUCACUUAAUUGCAGCCCAGACAGGCACAGGCAAAACCCUUGCAUAUCUUUUACCAAUUUUCAAUCUUUUAAAGGAACAAGAACUUGCCAAACAAAGCAUCUUGACUCAGCCCUGCGCUCCAAGAGCUCUUAUUGUGGUGCCAAACAGAGAAUUGACCAAACAAUGUGUCGAUGUCAUGGGGAUGCUAAAACACCAUGCUAGGCUUAAGGUAUUUGGCGUUCACAAUGGAAAUGCCAUGAAAACAGAAAAAAGAGAGCUUAGUGAUGGUAUUGAUAUAUGUGUAGGAACUCCUGAUAGGCUUGAUAAACAUUUGCGUAUGCGGACAUUAGAUUUUAGGUACCUAAGUCACAUUGUGAUUGACGAAGCGGAUACUAUGGUAGAUGGAGGGUAUGUAGAUUUUAUUGACCAAUACGCCCAAGAAAUCAAAAGAACACAAGGAAAAAUGAGCUUUGUAGCUGCGACCUUGCCAAGGCUCUUAGAAACUGUAAUUUCUAACUCCCCUCUGUGAGCGAACGAAAAAAUUUUGUUCUCUUACGAGGGGGUGAAUUUUUUAUUUUUUUUUUAAAAAAUUUAUAUAUAAAUUUUGAGUAAAAUUUUUUUUUUCGAAAUUUAAAAAAUUUCCAAUUUGUUUAAAAUUGAGAAGUAAAAACUAAUUAAUUUGCGAAAUUUUAUAUUUUAAAAUGCAAUCUGUUUAAAAUUAACCAGAAUUAGCUAGAGAUUUCUUUAUACUAAUUAUCAUCUAUAUAUCAAAUUUUUUUUCAUAAAAAUUUUUGUUCACUCACAGAGGGUGGGUUUUGGACGAAAAAUAGGGAUUUUUCCAAUGGCUUUGUUCGCUCACGGAGGGGGGAAGUAAGCAUUUUUCUUUUAAGCCAGAUGGAAGGCUGCCUUUUAUUAAGAAAAUCAUUGAAGAAAAAACCCAUAUGAACUUAACACAUCUCAGGCAUGAAUUUAUCCACCUUGGAGAAUUCAAUAAAAACCCAACCUUGCUCAAGCAUGUAGCUGAUAUUUAUCCCUAUUUAAAAUCAGGUGGCUGUAUGGUAUUUUGCAAUACCAUCCAAAGCGCGAGGGCUACAGAGUACACCUUAACUGAAAGCGGUUUUAAAGCAGUAUCUCUACAUGGAGAUAUCCCACCUAAGAAACGUAACGAAUUUAUCGAGAAAUUCAAAGCAAGAGAAGUCCCUAUUUUAGUCUGCACAGAUUUAGCUUCAAGAGGGCUUGAUUUUCCAUUUCUCAACUAUGUAAUCCAGUAUGAUUUUCCUCGAACUAUCAGUGACUAUGUCCACAGAGCAGGGCGAGCUGGAAGAGGUGGAAAACCAGGGACAGUCCUUACCUUUUACCGUAAUAAAGACUAUGAAGUCAUAAAAGAGCUCCAAAAAAGCUAUACCAUUAUCCCUUAUUUUUCCUCCAUUUUUCUCCAAAAAUAUUCCCAUCCCAAAAUCAUAAAAAAUAUCAUACGACACCAACACCCCACUGAGCAUCACAACUUCAGCCUACUCGUUUACUAAUAAAGAAGAUAUGAAAAAAUUCCCAAUUGAGAGGUUUAAAAACACAAUUAAGAAAUAA
Molecule: messenger RNA, 1706 nt
Organism: Blepharisma stoltei
Lineage: Eukaryota; Ciliophora; Heterotrichea; Heterotrichida; Blepharismidae
Source: the annotation of a GenBank genome assembly